ACUGCUAGUGCUCUGCCCUUCCACUCCGGGAUCGGCCUUGUCCCUCGACUAUCUAUCCACGAUGCUCGCCGAUGUCUCCGCCACAUUAAGAUCACUAAAAGCGCACUCGUCAUACACAACGGCCAGCAUCUCGGCAAGAGACUACGAUGUGGUUAUCCUGCGAAGCCAUCUUCCUAGCACUUUCGCCUUAUGUUCUGUCGUCGCUGUCCAGCAUCCGCUCUCUGACUGUCCUUUGCAUGUUACAUGUAGCCUCUAAGUGUCUUGAUAAUGUGAGCUUUUAGCAAUAGAUGCGUUUUCAGUCGUGGCAAACUC
Molecule: messenger RNA, 312 nt
Organism: Phanerochaete carnosa HHB-10118-sp
Lineage: Eukaryota; Fungi; Basidiomycota; Agaricomycetes; Polyporales; Phanerochaetaceae
Exons: 1
Coding region: 62-256 (64 amino acids)
Source: RefSeq, a predicted model, not a curated record